Molecule: messenger RNA, 2014 nt
Organism: Epinephelus lanceolatus (giant grouper)
Lineage: Eukaryota; Metazoa; Chordata; Actinopteri; Perciformes; Serranidae
Source: RefSeq, a predicted model, not a curated record
CUGAGAGGGACCGUCUCCAGAGUCGGACCAGAGCGCACCCGACCACCUCCGAGGGCGGUGACAUCAAUCUGUGGUCUGAACAUAUGUACAUCAGAGUGUGUGUUUGAUGUCGUGCAGCUGCCUCACCACCACCUCCCCAUCAUCAUCAUCAUCAUCAUCAUCAUCAUCAUCAUCUUCACUUGUUCGAGGGAACCAGCAGCAGAUCCAAACUUCAGCUGACAUUUGAAAUACGGGAAGUCAGACGGGACAAACUGAGCUACUGUCAACGUCCACAGAGCAGAAGUACAGAGCAGGAACAACCAGGUGUUUGAGGAACUGUCAGCUUAGAAGAAGAAGAAGAUGAACCACGCCAACCAAUCAGAUUACAACUACAGCGACGAUUAUGACUACGAUCUGGUUGGACCUUGUUCUCACCAGAACAACCAGAGCGUGGAGCUGGUGGUCGGCCCGUACAUCCACUCCAUCAUCUGCAUCCUGGGCUUUGUUGGGAACUGCCUGGUGAUCGUCACCUACGCCUUCUACAAGAGGACCAAAUCCAUGACCGACGUCUACCUGCUCAACGUGGCCAUCGCAGACCUGCUGUUCGUGGUGUCGCUGCCUCUCAUCGUCUACAAUGAGCUGUCGUCGUGGUCGAUGGGGCCGGUGGCCUGCAAGCUGCUGCGCGGCUCCUACAGCGUGAACCUGUACAGCGGCAUGCUGCUGCUCGCCUGCAUCAGCACCGACCGCUACAUCGCCAUUGUCCAGGCCCGCCGCAGCUUCAGGCUGCGCUCGCUGCCGUACAGCCGCCUCAUCUGCGCCAUCGUUUGGGCCGCCGCCUUACUGCUGUCCUUCCCCACCUUCUACUUCUACAACUGGUACGAGCCGUCCCACAGCAAGGACGCCUUCAUGGACGAGGGCGAGGGCAGCAACCAGACGUCCAGGCCUCCAGCUUACGUCUGCGAGUUCAAGUUCAUGGACAACACCACGGCCCGGAAGACCAAGGUAGCCGUCCCCAGCACCCAGCUGGCCGCGGGCUUCUUCCUGCCGCUGCUCUUCAUGGUCUUCUGCUACACCGCCAUCAUCGUCACUCUGCUGAAAGCCAAAAACUUCCAGCGGCACAAGGCGGUGCGGGUGGUGUUCGCCGUGGUGGCGGUGUUUAUCGUCUGCCACCUGCCCUACAACAUCACUCUGCUCUACGAGACUGCAGUCAUGUUCGAGCUGCAGACGUGCGAAGACUCGGACAUCCUGCAGAUGGUCAAGAUGGUGACGCAGAGCAUCGCCUACCUGCACUGCUGCCUGAACCCGGUGCUAUACGCCUUCGUCGGGGUGAAGUUCAGGAACCACUUCAGGAGGAUCGUCCAGGACCUGUGGUGUCUGGGGAAGAGGUACAUCGCCCCGCGCCGCUUCUCCAGGGUCACCUCCAAGGUCUACGUGUCCACCCGCCGCUCAGUGGACGGAUCCAGUGAAAACGGCUCAUCUUUCACCAUGUGAGGACGCCCGGCAGAUUCAGCCGGGGAUGUCUGGAGCUGAGCCUGAGGCCUGCUGUUCUCUGGAGAUCCAAACCAGACUCAGUUUGUUCUCAUGUGUCAAGCUUCAGGCUUAGUCAGAAGAUCAGGAGAGAAAUCUGACGGCUUUUAUCUUUUGUUUUUAUAUGCGAGUCAUAUUUUUGUGGUGUGUCGUCAGCAGUGUGGACAGAUGAGCAUUUUAAAAAAAAAUUAAAAAAGAAAAAGUUUUCAAACAGCUAAAAUAAAACAGGAGGAACUGAAAUAUUUCAGUUGGAUUGACAGUUUUCUUCAGUCUUCAGAACAGGAAGUAGUUUUACUGUGUUGACCUCCUGUGACUUAGCUGAAGCAGCUUUAAUCUUAAUCUGCUGAUUUUCAGGAUUACAAACUGUUCACAGUCUGAAGAUCAGAUCUGGAUUUAAUUUAGAUUUUAAAUGUCAGACUGAACUCUCUGUGACCUCCUCUGACGACUUUAAACUGUUUCCUGUCUCUUUAAUAUUUGAGUUUUUUAACUUUGAAUGUGUCAAAUGAAA